AGGAUUUUCUAAAUACACCAAAUUUAUGAACUAUCAAUCUUUUUGUUGACAAGUUGAAAAUCAAAAAAAUAAUAGACUUUUAUCAAAAUUUUGGUGAUACACCCACGCAAAAAUGUUGGCCUUUUAUACAUUUUAAGAUUUUGAAAUGAAUGUUCAACGUGAUAAUAAUGUCUAGUGAUAGUGACUCUGAGGAAUUUUACGAUGCUGAGGAUAAUUCACCCAGUAGUGCAAGGAGAAGUAGGAAAAUUUCUAAGGAUAACAAUGUAGCCAAACGAGCAAGUUCUGAACCAAACAUAUCAGGCCUAAAAGAAGAAAAACAACAAGGCCCUAAUCCGCCUGAAUAUGAUACUACAAAACAGACUGAAGAUAGAUCAAAAGACGUUCCAAUUGGGGGAAGGAAAAAGUUUAAGGAACUUCGCCAAAGACUUCAACACGACGAUGAGGAUUAUCAGCCAGGAGGGAAUAUUACACCACCGAAUAGCCAGAAUUCAUCUGUAGAUGGAGUCUUUGCGGGUUCAAGCAGAGCUACUCAUCCUUUCCGUAUUAUAGAACAGGACACCGUUAGUUUGCAGAGUCUUAAUUCCUUAGGCAGAAUUGGUAGGAUACUAGGAGGAGUUCAAGAAAAUGAUCCAGGAAAGAAGACUGCAUCUGUUUCAGCGCUUUCAUCUAGUUCUUUGGAUUCAGAAUCGACGCAAAGUUCUAACAAACAAUAUCCAAGCACUCUAACUUUGUCUCCAGUGUUUUCCACAGGUCCCACGCAAGCUAGUUCCUCCGACAAAGCAUGUCUUCCGCUGCAAGAACCCGACGUGAUCGCUAGCACAAAAUCGUCACAAAAAAAUUUCGAUCCAUCACAUCCUCACGCUACGUCCAGUUUAGAUGCACCAAUCGCUCCACCUAGGCGCAAAAAGAAAAACAAAACGCCAACUGAAACACUGCCGCUCACAAAAUCCACUUCUAGCACUAAUUUCGAGUCCUCUGAACUUGCUAGUCCUGCUACCACUAUAGAAUCACUAACUAGAGAGUUUGAACAUUCUUUAGAUAGAUUGCCCUCGAUAAAGUCGACCAAAUCUGAUAAGAUCUUGGGGAGUGAGUCGCAGAGCUCCACCUUACGGUCCGGCCAUUCUUUGGACAUCAAACAAGCUUUGAAAGGGCAGUUCGUGGUGAAGCCGCAGGAUAAUGAGAGUCUAAGGGCCCGGCAGAGUUCCAAGGAAGACGUAGAUACUGACAGUCAGGAUAAGUUGACCGUUUCCACGGACAAGACGAACGUUAAUAGCAGUCCGAGGGGGUCUGGAAAUCGUAGCAGUGUUGGACAUUACAGUUUAGGACCUCAUAGGGGAACACAUCAAAAUGAUAGCAAACACUCAUCCAAAGAACGCAGAAAAUCCGCCGGUGACGAAAACUUCCUCAAAAACCUAACCACACAUGUCCGCACACACACCGACUCCGGCAAACAACUGUCGGACUUAGAAAUCCUAGAGCAAGUGACAGUACUAAACCUAGACACCGGAGAGAGAGUUCCUUUAAGCGUCGCCGAAGACAAACUGCCACAAUGCAUCAACCCUUUAUCUUUGCAUAUAAUGCGCAUAACAUCAGAGUACGUGAGCAGUUCCAGCAUGGAGAAAGAGAAAGAGUCUGACGAAGAAAGUGUGGGAAAGAAGUCUGAGAUACCUGUAGUAGGAGAAAACGACGUGGAAGUUGGAGGAAUAAGGCAAAAGACGGCCAAAUUGAAACGCUUCCUAGGGUCUACGGUGAAGAAAACAAUGCACAAGGCGAAAUCAAUUGCGCAGGAAGUGUCGCAUGCUCGUCAUAAAGAGGAUGCUAUUGAUAUAGUUGAUAAUGUUCAUCCCGGAGAACAAACGUGUAAAUUAAAGGCUGCCAAUUCACACAAAGGUCCCUACGAAUUUGAAAAAGUUGAACACGUUCAAGAACUAAACGACGAUCAGCACGAGGGGCCUAUUUGGUGCAUGAAAUUUUCUUGUUGCGGGAGGUUGCUGGCGACCGCUGGACAAGACAAGGUUCUUAGGAUAUGGGUAGUUCGGGAUGCCUAUCCGUUCUUCCAGGACAUGAGGACGAAGUAUAAUGCUGAAAAAGUUUCUCCAACACCAUCACAAGAGUCUCUAGUGUCUCACCACUCUGCUGAAAUAUCCAAUUACGCAGCUUACGAAGGGAUGACACCGGAAGAAGCCGCAAAAUUGACAUUCAUGCCGAAACCGUUCUGCACCUACACCGGCCACACUUCCGACCUUUUGGACGUCUCUUGGUCUAAAAAUUACUUCAUACUUUCUUCUUCCAUGGAUAAGACUGUACGACUUUGGCACAUUUCUAGGAAAGAAUGCCUGUGUUGUUUCCAGCAUAUCGAUUUUGUGACUGCGAUAGUGUUUCAUCCGAGAGACGAUAGGUAUUUCCUCAGCGGGUCGUUGGAUGGGAAGUUGAGGUUGUGGAACAUUCCAGAUAAAAAGGUGGCUGUGUGGAACGAAGUAGAAGGCAACCCGAAACUUAUAACGGCAGCGAACUUCUGUCAGAACGGAAAAUUCGCUGUGGUCGGCACUUACGACGGUCGCUGCAUAUUCUACAUCACCGAUCAACUCAAGUACCACACCCAGAUUCACGUCCGUUCCUCUAGAGGCCGCAACGCCGUUGGCCGAAAGAUUAGCGGAAUCGAACCGAUGCCGGGCGAAGACAAAAUCCUAGUAACGUCGAACGACAGUAGAAUUAGACUGUAUGACCUCAGGGACCUCAACGUCUCUUGCAAAUACAAGGGCUACGUGAACAUGAGCAGCCAGAUCAAAGCGAGCUUCAGUCACGACGGGAAAUACAUCGUGAGUGGAUCUGAAAAUAGGGAUAUUUAUAUUUGGAAGACCAAUCACGAUUACUCCAAGUUUUCGUCAGUUAGGCGAGAUAGAAACGAUUUCUGGGAGGCAAUUAAGGCUCAUAACGCUACGGUGACUUGUGCUAUCUUUGCUCCAAAUCCAGAGGCGAUCAUCAAGAUGAUGGAGGAAAACCAAAGAAGGCUAAUCGAGGAGGAAGAGGGUGAACAUAAGAUCGAGGACCCUGUCGUCGAACAGCACACCAAAGGAUGCGGAGGUUACGUUCUAAUCUCGGCCGACUUCAACGGAUGCAUCAAAGUAUUCGUGAACAAAAUGAAGCCUAAACACAGCUCGCUGCCGGUAUCCGCAAUGGCGUAAUCCCACUACAUACUACCAAAUUAUUUUCAUGAAUACCUAAUAGACUAAGAGCCGCAUAGGAAAAAUUUGCUAAUCAUUUUAGGCACCGUAAGAGUCUAUAACUUAUAUAGUAGAACCUAAAAGAAGACGUUUAAGCAUUAUGUUAUCAAUUUUCACACGUGUCGACGAUGGAAAAUCAAACUGUCCGCUUAUGGACCGGAUAAAUAAAUUAAUGGAUACCCCCCAUUGAGACAGGUAAAAUGCCCUCACUCCCAGAAUUUAAUUUUUUUGCAUGCUAUGUGAUUAAAAAAUAAGACUCAGCGCAAUUUUACGCUGAGUCUUACAACUUGCGCUAAGUCUUAUUUUUUAAUCACAUAUUAGGGUGGUCCGAUAAGUACCUAGCCGUCAAAAGAAGAACUAAAAUUUGGAAGUAGUGAUGAUUUAUUUCUGAAUGUAGUCUCCUUUCAGCUCAGUGAUGCUCCAUCCAGUGAUGCUCCACCUUCCUUAACCCUGUACAGGAUUUAUAUUAACAUUCAAAAAAUAAGAGUAAUCCAUAUCGAUUUAAUUUUUAAAAGUUUCAAACAAAUAUUAUUUAUAUGCAUUGUUUUGAUUUCAUAAAUUAGGUGACAUUGCUUCUGCAAUGUAGGCCACUCGUUUUGAAAAACAACGGAGUCAGCAAUUAUGUGCUAUUAGUAUUUCACGGCCACAACGGUGUCGUCAAUCAUAACAAACAAUUGGGAUUUAUUUAUAGAUACGUAGAAAGUAAAUAAAGAGAUCAGUCAGUAUUCAUCAUUCAUUAUUUAGAUAUCAAUGUAGUUGGAACAUAGACUUUGUCCACCAACUCGUUACUAGCGUAUAUAGUGAUUAAAUAAACAUAGUAUAAGUAUUUAGAGUAUUCCUGACAUCCAACGCCUAGCAGAGGGACGUUCAACUCCUUACCAAAACCUAUUUUAUUAAAACUCCUCUGAAAAUUACAUUUUCUCGAGGUCUGCAAAGUAGGCUUCCGUGGUAGUGAUGAUCUACUCAUUCGACUUAAAUUUAUGCCCGGCGAAUGACUUUUUCAAAUUUGGAAACAAGAAGAAGUUGUACAGGGCCAAAUAUCAAGAAUACGGUGGAUGGGACAGCAGUUCGUAGUCCAAUUUGGCCAUGGCUUCGGCGGAGGUAUGAGCCGGUGCGUUAUCAUGGUGGAAGAUUUUGGUUUCUUCCCCAAUUAAAGCUGUUUUUUGUAAAAUUCGGCGUUGAGUCCGCAAAAUAAUGCGGCACAGUAAAGCCCUGUGACUGUGUUGACCUUUUACUGGAAGUUUUUGUGUGAAAUUCGGCCUCGAAUCCGCAAAAUAAUGCGGAUCAGUAAAGCCCUGUGACUGUUUUGACCUUUUACUGGAAGUUUAUAUAGAUCACAUCUUGUGAAUCCCUGAAAAUGGUGGCCGUCCCCUUUCCCGUCGAUUGGACGCUCUUCGCCCUCUUCGGAGCACGUUAGCGAGGUGACGUCCACUGUAUUGACUGUUCCUAGGUCACUGAUGUAUACUAGUGGAACCAUGUUUCGUCGGUGGCUAUUAAACACCGUCUAAACUCCUUUAGAUUACGCUUAAACAGACUCAGAUACUGCUUUGAAGUGGUCUCAUGUUCGCGCUUAUUGUCCGAAGCUUAUUGUCCAAAAUUUCAUGUCGGAUAUGGAUAUGACCCACGUAAUGUUUUGAGAUGCAAACUGUCUCAGCUAUCUCGCGCACCUUCAGUUGGCUGUCGACCAAUACGAGAUCGUGGUUUUUUUCACGUUAUCCUCUGUGGUAGCCGUUUUCGGGGCCCCUGGGUGUGACUUAACAAAUACCGAUCUGCGACCCCUUUGAACCUCGUUAACCAAUUUUUGACGGUCGCCGCCGAAAGACAAGAGUCACCAUACACAGCAUCCAAGCGCCCUUUGAUUUCGCUGGGUUAUUUCCCUUCCAAAACAAGAGUCGAAUCGCCGAGAGUUAUUGUUCUUUUUCCAUUUUUUUAAAACUGCCAGACACGCAGGCUUAUACACGCUUGCAAAAUAAAACUACUCGUCCGAUGGGGCUGAAAUUUUGACAUAGGCCUUCUACAAGAAUGUAUUACUUAAUGGUAUAUUUCUCUUGCUGUAGUGGAGCUAUCAGGCGGAGAGGCUAACUACUUAUCGGACCACCCACAUAGAAUGUAAAAAAUUGAAUUCUGGGAGUGAGGGCAUUUUGCCUAUUUAUCGGGUGAAUGAAGAAGAAUCGGAGUCUCGAUAUGGAGAAUUUUCUGAGAAUGAACCUUAUGACGCGCUUAUGGAUAUUGUUAAAGAUGAAAUAGGGUAUUAAAAAUCAUUAAAUUAUAUACAAAAUUAUGAGACGAAACAACAGUGUUCUUAUAAGAAAAUACAAAAACAACAGAAAACAAAAUUUAUUUGACAAAAAAAAAAUGAAAUUUUCUUAACAGCAAAUACUGGAUGUGGUGAGCUAAUCUGAAAAAGAUGAGGCCUCAGAUUCAGAAUCUAUUUCUAUCAUUAGCUCAUCCUAGUCAUCUACAUUCUGCAUUUCAAUGUACUGAUGAGAAGUUUUGGGAUUUUGUUUUUCACUAGUCGCCAGCACAGUCAUGGAUUGGUAUACCCCUAACAAUUUUAAAUUGUGAGUAAUAAAAGUUACCUUAUCAGCCCGUUCACCAGUAACCCAGUUUCUUUUAGAGGAGUGGAUAAAACAAUAAGUACUGAAACUUCUUUCAGUCGAUGCACUGGAUGAAGUCAUGCUUACCGUCAUUGGACGAACGUAACAACUGUGUUGGCUGAAAACCAGUUGAUGAAUGUUUCUGUUGAUUCUUUUCAAAUAAUUGUCUCGCUCCAACCGGACAUUUAACAAGAUUUUUCAAGUACCUAUUGACUAUCCCAAAAUUUGCAAAAGUACUUGUUUUGCCUUGUACACUUUUAAUUUUACAGUAAUUCCAUAUAUUCCUUUUAAAACGAGCACCACACUCUCGCAAAGUUACUUCGGGGAAGUUCACCCAAGUCCGAAGUACCCGUCACUACACCCUCAUUCUACUUCGCGAGGAACACAUUCACCCCGGGCGAUAAGGACUUCGAUUCCUCUGACUUGGUCUCAAAAACUGCCACAGAAUUCAAGUAGGCCGAGACAAGCAAGUCGCAUGAACAACCUGUCUACAUACACUCUCGUACUCGCUGAACUUCGAUCGACUUCGAGGUGAGCGUUUUAAGUUUUUUAGUAAAUUAUGCUUUACUUCGAUCCAUUCUAAAGAUUAGCACGUUAAUAUAGCACCAAAACAAUAAAUACUGACACUGUAAACACCCUAGCUAGUGAUUCAUGGGAUUCCCCAGCCCGGCUACUCAGAUUUUCGGGGAUUUGAUCUAAAAUCGCGUGAAAGCGAAAAAGCAUUUCAUGAGCGGAGCGACAAGUAGGUGUUUGAGCUUCAAGAAUAAUGUUUGGGAUGCAAAAAAUAUACUAGGUAAAUGAGCAAAAACAAUAUGGAAAAUUCUCGAAAAUAAUGUUCUGCCCAAGAACAUUUUCGUGCUCGAGAAUAUUCUCUUGAGAAUAUUCUCUUCUUACAUCACUAGUACUCUAUAAUUGAUUUAUCCGGUCCAUAAGUGGAAAGUUCUCUUGAGAAUAUUCUCUUCUUACAUCACUAGUACUCUAUAAUUGAUUUAUCCGGUCCAUAAGUGGAAAGUUAGAUUUUCCACCGUCGACCUACGUGCCACUGAAAAUUAACGGCAUAGUGUUCAUACGUUUUCUUUUAGAUUAUGGGCUCUUGCGGCGUCUAAAAUGAUUAGAAAAUUUUUCCGGUCCGGCUCUUAGUCUAUAACAGCAACAGAUUGACGUAUUUUAGAUAUGAAUUAAAAAGACACGUAUAAUUAAGAGAAACAGAAAGUCGAUCUUGUUGCUGCUAGGAUUCGUGAAGAGUCUUUAUUUUACUUUGUGGCCAUAAUAUACUUUUUAUUCCUUUAUUGUGUAUAUAUUUAAUUGUUAUUGUUUAUACAAAUGACAGUAAUUGAUUUUUAAAGCUUCUUUUCCUUGCAAUGAAGAACAGCCAAAGUAUCUCAGAAUUUACCCCAAUGCAUUUGUUAUUAAUUUAGUUCACGGAGGAUUAAGUUGAUUCAAAUACUGUUUAAUUUUUUUUAUUUUCAAAAAAUAUACAGUGAGCACGUAAAGGUAUAUAUACAUAACCGGUUCUAUAGCGUUCUACGCCUUCCGGUACCCAAUCGCCAAGCCUGUCGAUCUAGCCAGUCAUUUUCUUGAAGAUUUCUUUCUGACAUGGCUUUUGUAAUUCCUUGUUUCCAGGAGGUCGGUGGCCUUCCUCUUUUCCGUUUUUCUGGCGGUAUCCAUCUCAUUGUAAUUUUUGGUAAUCUUUCAUCUCCCAUUCGUUGGACGUGUCUAUACCAAGUAAGUUGGUUUCGUUGUACCUCGUCCACUAUUGUUUUCUGCUUACCUACUUUUUCUCUGAUCUGUUCAUUUCGAACAUGGUCCCAUCUCGAUAUUCUGGCAGAUCUUCUAAAAAAAUCCAUUUCAGUAGUAAGCAGCUUAUUUUCGGAUUUUUUUGUCAUUUGCCACACUUCGGAGCCAUACGUUAAAAUUGGUUUCAGAAUAGCGUCGUACAUCCUCAUUUUUGUAUUUAAAUUUAUGUUAUGUUGCCAUAAGACAGGGUUUAGGGCUCUAGUAACCUUUCUAGCCUUCGUCACUCUAUCAUCUAUACUGGGUUCCGUUCUUCCACUAUUUGUUAAUUUAAUCCCUAGAUAUAUAUACUCUGUACAACCCCUGAUGUAGUCACUUCCGUCAAGAUCUAGGUCCUCCUGCUGUAUUUGGUUACCGAUGUGUAGAUAUUGUGUUUUUCUUAUGUUUACCUCUAAACCCCAUUUCCUGUAUUCUUCCAUCAAUUUUUUGGUCAUAUAUUCUAAGUCUUCCUUAUCUUGGCAACUACCACCUGGUCGUCUGCGUAAUUUAAAGUGUAUAAUGUUAUGUCUCCGAUUGGUAUACCCAUACCACUGCAUUUCUGCUUCCAAAGUCUGAGAGCACCGUCGGUAUAUAUAUUGAAAAGAAUGGGAGAUAAGCAACACCCUUGUUUAAGGCCUUUUGUUACUUGGAAGCUAGAUGACAGAUGGUUACCUCUCUUUACCCUUGACAUAGAAUCUUUAUAGAGGCAUUGUAUGGCUUUGAUGACAGUUGCAGAUAUGUGUGUAUUGUCCAAAACCUCCCACAAUUUUUUCACGGGCACUGUGUCAUAUGCUUUCGUUAGGUCGACAAAAAGUAUGUGUGUGUCUUGUCCACGUUCUAGUCUUUUUUCCAUAACCUGUGUUAGACAGAAUAUAUUAUCAAUCGUAGAUCGGCCGGCCCUGAAACCACACUGUUCUUCGGAUUCAUAGGGUUGAUAUUCUUCGCAAAUAAUGGUUUUCAGUAUUCUGCCAUAUAAACGGCUCAUUGUGCUUGUUACAGUUAUUCCCCUAUAAUUGUUGACAUCACUUUUACUUCCCUUUUUGUGUAUUGAAGAGAUCCAGCCCUCUUUCCAGCUUUUUGGAACUUGUUCUCCGUUAAUAAUUCUGUGAAGGAAUUCUGUGAUCAUUCGGAUUAAUUUCUUUGAACCUGAUUUUAUUAGUUCUGCGGGAACAUUGUCAGGGCCAGGUGCCCGACCAUUUUUUAAUUGUGAGAUAGCUUUCUGUACCAUUUCUGUUGUUAUUGUUAUUUCUUCACCUUCUACUAUUACUGGGCUUGAUUCUUCUUGUAUGUAUUGUGGGCGGUCUUCAGUCAGCAAGGAUUUAUAAUGCUGUUCCCAUGUAUUUGUUGUUAUGUUGUCAAGCUUUACAUUUUCUGUUGUAUCUGAUCUCAAUGUUUUGAUAAACCUCCACGAUUCUCUACUUCUCCUACCACCUAUAUAUGUUUCCAACUCAUUACAUUUCUUUUCCCAUGAAUCAUUUUUUAUCUACCAUACGUCCUGUUUAAAUUUUUUGAGGGCGUUUCUGUAUUUUUCCUUGUCUUCUAUCCGGCCAGUGUUUAACCAUUUUUGGUAUAGUUGUUGUUUAUUUUCUUUUUGUGUUUGUAGAUGUUCGUUCCACCAGCUAUUACCUUUAUGUAUUCUAUUUUCUUUUAUACCUAGCGCCUCUUUGGCGGCUUGGUGUAUACUUGAAAUAAUGUGUUGGUAUACGUUUUCUAUGUUUUGUGUCAGUGUUCCUUCAUCCAAUAUAUUAUCUAGUCGGUUUCUGUAUAGCAUUUUUGUACUGUGGUGUUCUAAACUUUCUAGAGUAUAUCGAACCGCUUCAAUUUUCUGUCCAUUCCCUGAGUCUGAGACACCCUGUUUCUGUUGGGCCCAUGAAGGCAGUAUUAUUUUGGAUUUUAUCAAGUAAUGGUCACUUCCAGUUUCUGCUCCUCUGUAUGCUCUAACAUCAAGGAUUCUCAGUUUAGUUUUUUGGGCCACAAUUAGAUAAUCAAUAAUCGAUUUCAAAUUGCGUGUUGUUUGAAUCCGCGUGUAAGUAUGUAUAUCUUUGUGUUUGAAGAAUCCGUUCAUGACUUUUAGUUCAUUUCGCGUACAAAGUUCUAUUAACCGCUCGCCAUUAUUAUUUAGGAUUUCUUCUCCAUACCUUCCAAUGACAUUACUUCCUAUUUUUUUGCCCACGCGUGCAUUCAUAUCUCCUAAAACUAAGAGCUCCCGACUUUUACCGAUUUCUAUUAUGGUGUCUUCUAAGGUUGCGAUAUAUUGUUCUUUCUCUUCCACUUUAGCAUCAUCAGUCGGUCCGUAUACCCCUACAAUUGAUAAACGACGCCCCUUGACGGUCAAAUUCGCUGUUAUUAUUCUAUCGUUUAUUGCUUGCCAACUUGUUAUAUGAUUUUUAUACUUCUUAUGAACCGUAAAGGUUAAAGGAUUAAAUUCAUUUUUUCGUAAAUGGGCGAUUUUGGAAAUAAAUCCCGAAACAGGUCGAUUUUUAUUUUUAAAUUAUAAUUUUUUUGGCUUAUAUAUCAUACUAGUGACGUCAUCAAUGUGGGAAUGAUGACGUAAUCGAAGAUUUUUUUAAAAUAAAAAUAGGGAUCCCGUGCUAGCUCAUUUGAAAAGUUAUUCAAUUCUCUAUGCAACAAUAUAAACAUUAACAUAAUUAAGGAAAGCUUUAUAUUUAAUUCAAUUCAGGGGUUACCACUAUCAGUUGACAUACGUUUCUUCUUUUUGGAGUCAUCAGAACUGCCUAUGGUAUACCCUGAAGCGAACUAAAUUUGGCUGUCUACUAAGCAACAUAAUAAAUAAAUAUUUGCUGCUGGAAGCAUUAGCGACAUCUAUUUAAACAAUAGAGAAAACAGAAAAUUCUCUUUUAAGUCGGAACGCAAAAUAAUUUUUUUUAUUGCAUAGACGGUGUCAUUUAGCCAGUCAUAACUUUUUUUUUAAUUCCUGUUCAUAUAUAAAGAAGGCAAUGAGGUCCUCAGAGUUCCACAGCUCUCUACUCAGUUUAAAAGCUUCAGCUGGCCCGCUAUGGACUAUCCAAGUUGCUCACCACAUUUUUCCAUUAUACAUAAAUGUACAUACAUAAUAUAUAAAUUAUCAGGAUUAAUAAGUUUAAAGUUUAAAUAACUUUAAUAUCCACUGUAUAUCUUGAAACUGAUAGAAAACAUAUAUGUAAGAAAUAAAACAGAAAUGAAAGUCAAUGGAAUAAUAACAGAACCCAUAAAAACAAACACAGGAAUCAGGCAAGGAGAUUCACUAAGCCCUCAACUGUUUAACAUAAUGUUGGAUGCAAUAAUAAAACAAGUGAAAAAAAAGAGGGUACAAAAUGGGAAAUAGAGAGAUAAAAAUACUCUGUUACGCUGAUGACACCGUGUUAGUAGCAAAGUCCGAAGACGACCUACAAAGAUUAUUGCACGAGUUCAACAUUAACGCAAGAGAAGUUAAUAUGAAAAUAUCAGCCCAAAAAACAAAAAGCUUAGUAAUUACCAAAGAACCAAUAAGAUGCAAAUUGGAGUUAGACAAUCAAAUUAUACAACAAGUAAUGACUUUCAAAUAUCUGGGAAUUAAUCUAUCAGCCGACAACAAUAUCGAAUAAGAGGUAAAAGACCAAAUAAUUAAAGCCAGUAGAACGGCCGGAUGCCUAAACGACACAAUUUGGAAAAACAAACACCUAAGAGUGGAAACAAAGGCCCGAAUAUAUAUAAGUCAGUUAUUAGGCCAGUUAUGACUUACACGGCCGAAACAAGACCAGAUACAAGCAAAACACGAAGACAUCUGGAAAUCAACGAAAUGAAGAUCUUAAGAAGGAUUGCUGGAAAAGGACUACAGGAUAGGGUAAGAAGUGAGGAAAUCAUACGCAUAUGUGGGGUAGACAAUAUAAAUACCUGGGUAAAGAACAGAAAAGAAGAAUGGAAUGAGCACAUAAGCAGGAUAUCUGAAUCAAGGAUAGUAAGAAUAGCCAGGAACAAGUCACCGUUAGGCAGGAGAAGUAUAGGACGCCCAAGGAAAAGAUGGGACGACAACUUAGGGGCAGAAUGAAAGGCACCGUUGAAGAAAAACAGGCAGUACUGCCUAUAUAAAAGAAGAAGAAGAAGAACAAGUUUAAAGGUUAAUUUUACUUUCACCAAUAAAUUUCAUUGGAAAAUCAUAUAUAUUUUUGCUGUUCAGAGAGAAUAGAUAGGAUAUAUUGAAAGGUGGAAAACCAUUACAUUUUAUUAAAUAUUGGAAAUUAAAUCUUGCAGAAUUCUUGGAAGCAAUCUAUUGUCUGAGCUUGUUACAAUAAUUUAUAAAGCAAUCAGUCUGAUAAAUAGCGGAAAUGGGUAUAAUUUGCAUUCAUCACCUGUCCGCUUAUCUAGAUAAAAAUCCAACAGAAUUCUGCUUCCUUAGUACUCAAAUAUGAGUAAAAUAAAAUAACGAUAGACAGUUUUAGAUUUAAUUCGAUUCAGUGACCACCACUAUCAGUAACAUACGUUUCUUUUUAGUGUCGUCAGAACUGCCUGUGGCGAACCUGAAGCGAACUUAAUCUGGCUGUCUACUUAGCAAAAUAAUAAACAAUUAUUCGCUACUGGACGCAUUAGCGACAUUUAUUUAAACAAAAGAGAAAAUAGAAAAUUCUCUUUCAGGUCGUAAUGCAGAAUCCUUGGUAACAAUAUAUUGUCUGAGCCUGUUACAAUUUAUAAAACCAACAGACCGAUAAAUAGCGGACAUGGGAGAAUCUAUAAUUUGCAUUCGUCACCUGUCUGCUUAUUUAUAUAAAAAUCCAACAGAUUUCUGCUUCCUUAGUACUCAAAUGUGAAUAUUUCCGAUUACCGUAAUUACUACAUUAUCCAAGCCUGCACUUCUGCUUCUGUGCGUCAUGGAGCGAGAUCAGGUCAUCCACCAGUUCUCCUAUUUUCGAAUUCAUUCGAGCAUAUUUCGCAUACGAAAUUAGAAGAAUUUUACUCGAAAAUUCAGUUUCUUGUAUUUUCGAAUACCUCAUAUACGAAUUGUUGUCAUUUCAGUUGUCAUUGAUAGUUUUAAUCGUUGUUGUAUACAAUAUUUUUACCUUGAACUUUCUUUUCAAUUGCUGGUUUAAAAUAAUUAUUUAAUAGACAGAAUGGACAUACUUUACGAUGAUGCAUUGAAUAUAACCUAACCCUAACUUUAUGUACGUAUUUUAGCAUUCGGUCUAACUAAGCUCUAAGCUUGACAUAUGACACCGUUGCCAUAUCCUCAAUUUUUUCAUACUAUCACAUUAUAUAAAGUUAUUUAAAAAUAGUUUUGAAACACCCAAAAAAGUAAAGUUUUGAAAGGUAAAUAGUAAAAUAUAAAUUCUUAAUUUUGUUCAUACUAUCACAUUACAUAAAGGUGCAUUUAAAAAAUCGUUUUGAAACACCAAAAAAAGUAGUAAAAUUUCAGUGUAAAUACUGGAUACAAAAAUAAUAAUAAACAAAAUAGUGGACAUUGUAAACCGAUAUUACUAAUAUUAUGCAAGCUUAAGAAUCGAUUGCAGCUAAUAUUUUAGCUAUUUGUUUUUAAUACUGUGAUUAUACCAUUGAUUGAAAUUAUACAUGAAAUAAACAAAAAAGUAUGGCAACACUGUGACUCUUCAGAUGAAGGUUAAGUCCAAUGUUGUUCGAAUUUGCAGAGUUGCCGGUGCAAAUUCUUCUCGUAUACGUAUUACAUUUCGAAGGACGUUCAAAAAUACACAUUCAGAUUCGUCUACGAAAUUUUUCAUUCGAGUUGUAUGCGAAGAAAUUAGAUUGAAUUCGAAAAUGCAACCCAGGAGUGACUACAGGAGGGGAGGAAGCACUCCUCCCGUCUUGGCUCCUCUGACAGCCCUUGGCUGUUUUGGCCAAAAUAUCCUCUCCUUGAAGCUCUAUUACAAUCAGCCUAUUUUUCGGCUGCUUUGAUCCAAUUGCAGUUAGUUACUCUUUUUCUAUAAAGAAUUCUCUUAGAUUCUUCGAAAUUCGAAUUAAAGUUUGUGGUAGACUUCCGAACCAAAUGCAAAAAGUAAAAGUAUAAAUUUUGAAACCCGCUAUGUAUUUUUAUUUAGAGAAUAAGACUAAUAGAUGGGUAACAUCACAUUUUUACAAUCUUAACCUGAAUUAAAACUUGAAGCAAUACAUAGAUGUACGUUUAUUGUAGAUUGAUAUUUCAGAUUGUUAUAUUUUGUAAUAUAUUUUGAUCUAAUAGAUAAUUAACUAUUUUUAAUAGGAAAUAAGCCACAAUUUCACUAAAAAAUGAUUUUAUUAACGUUUCGACGUCCAAAUCGGAUGCCGUUGUCAAAAUACAAAAAAUAGUAAUGAAUUAAACAAAAAUUUUGUUGCUUAGUAAAAAAUUCUUCUAAUAAUUUAUUUAAUCUGACUUAUUUAUAUCGGCAAUUCAGACAUAUAUUAUACAUUUUAAAGUAGAAUUUACUAUGGAAUCUCUAACGCGAGAAUUUUAUUGUCACCGUUGCAUGUGGUUGUCUUUUUAAAGACAUAUCACAUGCUAUGAUUUUUUUUGUGACGGAUAUUCGUGAGUUGGGGUUGAUUUCUUGUAAUCGAAUGAACUAUCUUUCAGUAAAGUCGGCCAGGAACGCAACUCAUAAAUAUUGGCAAUAUCAUUUUAAAGUCUUUUACUUUAAAAUGUAUAAUAUAUGUCUGAAUUGCGGAUAUAAAUGAGUCACAUUAAAUAAAUUAUUAGAAGAAUUUUUUACCAAGCAACAACAUUUUUGUUUAAUAUUAAUAUUUUUUAUAUUUUGACAACGGCAUCCGAUUUGGACGUCGACACGUUAAUAAAAUAAUUUUUUAGUAAAAUUGUGGCUUAUUUCCCAUUAAAAAUAGUUAAUUACAAAAAUGCCACAAGAAAAUAGCUUCAGAACAACAUUAAUAGAUAAUUUUAAACAUGAUUUGAUAAUUUGAGAUGAAACUGAUCUUCUGUCGGGAAAUUUUAAAUAAAAUAGAUUUUUUGUUUUUAAAAUACAAUUCUUUGAAGAAGAUGCUUAUUCCUUCAAGAUCUUUGUAACUCCUUUAUAUAAUUUGUUAAAGAACAUACUUAUUUUUAAAUGAAGGAUUUUUUUAGCAUCCUCAUAUAUUUCUAUAAUUACCUUACUUGUUCUAUUAUGUUUCUUAAAAAAUUAGCAUGUUAAAAAUUUAAAAGUUUGUAGGACAGCAAUACUACGGAAAAAAUGAAUGGAAUGAAUAGAAUAAUAUUAAAACAAGUGGACAUUCUGUAUUUAUGUCUGUCUAUAAAUAAAAAUUAGCUUGCUACAAAUUUAAUAGUUACGACGAUAAAGAAGCUUUAAAAAUUAUUUCGAAAAUAUUAAAUCAGAUGUUGUUCAUUGAAUACAAAUAAUGUAUUGUUUAUAACUGAGUAUGGUGCUUUAAGACGCAUUUUAUUGUAUUUUAAUAAUCUGUUAACAUGUGCUGUCCUCUAUUUACUUCCAUUUUCUAUUCAGUUUAUCGCGUUUUCUUCCUAUCUUCCUACAAUUGUAUAUUAAAGCCAUUAAAAACAACUGCAUCUACUAUUUUCUUACUUUGUCGUUCGUGUUAUCCAAUUUUUUGGAAAAUUUAUAGUUUUUCUGUGGAAGACACGAUACUCCCUCUCUGUAAAAAAUGGUUACGUUUUGUUUGCAUACGUUUACUAUGCUUUGUUUUUAAACCAGGAGGAGUAAACUAAAAAGACAGAUGCACACCCAAGAAAGUCACUAGAAAAAUCACCAAAUACAUUUUCUUUUUUGGUUGAUCAUGUCAGCCUUCGACGGUAAUCCAUAAAUAUUCAUAAAUAUCCAUAAUUCACAACUGUUUUUUUAUAUAGAAGCAGGCUAAAAAUCUAAAAAUUAAAGGAAUAAUCCAGAAAACACAAAAAAUCACUGAUAUAUCUUAAUUGACCUAUGAAACACCAUAGUGUCAAAAUUACAUAAAUUUCAAUAGUGUCAAAAGCUCCUAACAGUGGAGUAAACUUGCCUGCGGUUGGACCAAUUACAAACAGGCAUUUGAAUUACUCCUUCUGGUUUAAAAACUUGGUACUAGCCUGACGUUUGUCGCCAUAUGAGCAUUUUGCUAACAUUUAAUAGAAAAUCGUCAUAAAAUGAUAACGCUGUCUUGACUGCUUUCUUGCUUUGGAUGAGUACUUGAAGGUUGUGAGUUGAUCCUUUCUGUUGUAAUUAUUAUUUUAGUAUUCUAGUUAAAACACUUUUUCCUCAUAAAACGAUAAACGACGUUGGUUAAAUUUGUGAUACGCUAAAUAGAAUUUUUUGGUUGUUCUUGUUCAGGUGAUCUUAUACAAACCAACAAGCCUGAAAUCCAGAAAACAGUUAUGUAGACCCGUUAAUUUUUUUCUAUCCAAAAUAAUACGCAUAACACCUUAAAGUGACUCUUUCUGUUUCAAAUGAGGUUUAGUUCUGAAUUAAAAGGGAUGGGUAUAACAAAAAAUCAGUUAAUCUUGUGGGUUCGUAGGUUAGCCGGGUUUAUUGUUGGUGGACUGAAAUAUGGUUUCUUGGGUUAAGUGGGUUAAGAGUAUUUGGUUUAGGAAAAAAUGUAGUUUCUAGGGGUUGGUUGGUUUAAGGGUGUAUUGGUUUGACGAAUAAACGGUCUUGCUGUACGUGAUUUAAUACAAGAAAUUAGCAAUUUGUCUUGUGGAUUCUAAAUUUACGUGUGUUUUGCUGAUUGGUUAGAUAUAUGUCUAGCCGUGGGGAAAGACUGUGGAGUUAGUAUUAUAGCAAACUGAAAAGUAAUUGCGAGGUCAAUUUAACAUUUGAUUUUUUGUAACAUUUAACCAUACUUUAUGGGAAGUAAAACUAUGACUUGGAAAUGUAUAAAUAGAAUUUUUGUCGUUUGAUCGCAAAAUAAUUCUAACCGUAAAUAAUUGUUUCCAAAAUUAAAAAUUGCAAUAACCGGAACCAAUAGUUAAUAAUUAUUGUACGUUUUCCGUAUGUCCCUAAUAGAAAAACUGAAUAAAUCUGUUGCUAUUGCGCAAAACAUUUACGUAACGAAUAUACAAAUUGCCAACAAUGUCUGUAUCGAAUGGAGUCGUUUUUACCUCGGAGUCGUGUUCUCUUUAUCUCUUAUGGUAUAUGUAACUAUAAUGUUACGUUUUAUCUUUUUUUAAAUAAACUUUUACCAGUAUCUCAAAAGAAUCCGGAUUUGGUGUUUUUAUCUUACAAAAAACCUAUUAAUUCAUACUGUGAACAAAAUACUCACAAGCGACAAGUCAGAGUACUUCUUAGAUAGUGAUAACUGCAGGGUUGAUAAAAGUAAUUAGGAGUAUGUAUGUAAAUGUGUACAUACCUACAGUGCAGUAGAAAACUGCAAUAUCUGGGACAUGUCAUAAGGGGCGAGCUUUAUAACUUAUUGCAAUUAAUAAUACAAGGAAGAAUGCAGGGUAGAAAGAGUCGUGGAAGAAGAUUCAUCUCCUGGUUAAAUAAUUUGAGAGCUUGGUUUAACUACACUCUUGCUGAUCUCUUUAGAGUAGCGGUAUCGAAAGUGCGACUUGCCAUGAUGGUUGCCGACCUUCUUAGGGGAGAUGGUAUAUGAAACAGAAGAUGUACGUGUAUACUAAAUCUUUUUUACUACAUAGGUGACAGUUCAUCAUUAUCAUCAUCAAAGCCAUAUAUUUCUCGUUUUAAUUAUGGCCUGGGCGUUAUUUUGAGAUGGAGUGUUCUUCUUAAUAGUUUUUCGUCUGUUUUCGCAGCUCUCGUGAUUUUUUUUCACUUUCUCCACGUCUCUGCAUUGCGCUUUCCAGUGUUGAUACAUGUUUCUCGGCAUCUGGCUAUGGUGCAGUCCAGUUAGUUUCUCAACAUCUCAGAAAGCGAUCUCCUUUAUAUGUCCAACUCAUUAUACGCGAAGUGACUUUAUAUUUUUGACAGUGUUUUCUCCUUUUAAUUAUUUUUCAAUUCCUUCAUUUUGUUUUUACUUUUUUUCUUCGUUACUUGGUACAUUUGGUCCAAUUUACAGAAGGCUAUCGUUCUUUUUUAAUAAGUGUCACUGUUUUAGUUAUUGGAAUUCUGAGCUUGUCUAUUUUGCAAUCAAGAUGCAGUAGAGAUAAACAAAGCAAGACACGUUAAAUGCUACUAGGAGUACUCGCGAAUCAUAAUUUACAAUGUAUACAGGGUGUCCCGGAAAAUAGUGCGUUCCUUUAAGGUAUGGAGAGAAUACACAAUUUGGAACAAAAAAGUCCUAUACCAUUUUUUUUCUAAAGUUAACCGUUUCCAAAAAAAAGUUAACAUUGUUUUCCAUAUACCUGUAUUUUAAUGUUUGGAAAUUUUAAUAAACUGGCAACAUCGUACGCACUACGGAAUAAUAACAUAAUAAGAACUCGUUUGUGAUUGUGAUUAACAGUAUUUAAAAUAUUCCAACCUAAUAGUAGGUAAUACUUAUGUAUUUACUAUUUGUUAUUAUUUUUUAUUUUUUUUAUUAUUUUUUAUAUUAUUUUUUUUUAAAAUUAUUUUUUUUUGAAAUGUAUUGAAAUACCUAUUGCAUAAUUUUAAACGAAUUACACAUCUUUUAACAUAAAAACACAUCUUUUAACUGAACUAGUAUUAUGUAUUUAGUAAGGUUUAAAUGGGUUGAAUGCUGAGUAUUGCUGAGAGCUUUAACUGAAUUACAUAGUUUUAAUAGUUUACAGUGGAACUUAAAUACACCAGAUAAUGUCUCAGUAAUUUGUUUACUUGUGAACUGAAAUAACUAUGUUGUACUUACUUGAAAAUAAUUAUUAUACCGAAUAGAUGUUUCAAGUAACCUUUCACAAACACCAUUCAUAGGUAAUAACAUAAUAGGUAAUACACUCACUAUUCGAAAACAUUUUCGGCAUUGACACUAAACAGGAUUCUUUAAAACUAUCUGUUUACUAUCUAUCUUCUAUCUAUUUAUUUACAUGGGACUGUCUAUGCUCUAAUUUGCGUACCGCACAUAGUUGUCAGAUUUAAAUUUGCCUACCAAAAUACAUUUUAAUUUUUUGGUUAAACGGUUGCAUUUAGAAAAAAAUUUUAUAAGAGUUUUUUGUUCUACAUGGUGCCUUCUACCUAUACCUUUAAGGAACGCACUAUUUUCCGGGACACCCUGUAUACAUUAUAAAUCCCAAAUCAUGAUUUCCAAAGUUUAUACAUUGUAUAUUAUGAUUCCGGAGUGGCAUAGUAGCAUUUAACGUGUUUUGGUUUGUUUAUUUCUACUGCAUCUUGAUUGUAUAUUUAGUAUAAGUCUCUCGUCAAGUUGGAACGUAUGCCUUUAUUGAAAGUAAUCGACGAAUAUUACGGUCAUAUUUUAUUGUGUUACCUUAUAUUUGAACUAUUUCUUUUACAGUGUACGGUGUUGCUUGCCAGUCUCCUUAGUCCAUUUUUGUUCUGCACUUUUUUUAAUCUUCAUAUUAUUUUUUCUAAACCUGUGUAUGUGAUGUUCAGUAUUAUUCUGUGAUUUUUAUGUUUCUCUUGGUCUCGUUUUUUUAUCUGGGCAUUAUAAUUCCUGUGUUCCCUCAUCUUCCUCUUCUUCUUUAGUUUAUUGUCCUCCCCUACUUCAGUAUUUAGCCAGCUCAUCGUGGAGGAAUAAAGGAAAAAUCCCUUAUUCACUUACAAUUUGGAGUUAGUACAUUAUACAAUCUGCUUCUUUGGACAGAAUAUUUUGUGUUCUUACUUAUCUCUACCGCUUCCUUUUUGUUACCUUGCUUAACUCUGUAAUGACUAUAUUUACUAAUGUUUUAAUGAAGUCACACUGCGUUUUUCUUAUGAUUUUACUGGUUGUAAGCUGCUUUCUAUAUUCUUAAGAGGUUUUUAAUAAAAAUGCGUAAUCUGUUUCUAUAAUUUAAAUGUUGUGUUUUCAGUUUAAAUAUUCAUAGUUGUAACAAAGGAAUCAAAGUGCCCAUUGGUUCUCCCAUCUUUCCUCAAGAUUUCAUUUUGCUCAUUGUUUCAUACAUUUGCUUAUAGUCAACAAAUUUUUUUGUUUUGGAUUCGGCAUUAGGCUCGUCGAUAAUCUGCCAAGUUUCUAGCUGCUUCCACAAUUGUUUUUAUUUACACAUUAUUGCGGAUCAUGAUCAUCUCCUACUGUUCUUAAAUUUUUAACAAUACCUAAUCUUUCGUAGAUCGCAUUAGUUUUAACAACCCGAUAUCUAUGUUUCAAUCUAUACAGGGUGUUUCAUUGGGAAAGUAACAUACGUCAACUGUAGAAAGAGGACACUUGGGCGGUGUCAAAAAUACCAUACUUAAUGGGUCUUACUCCAUUAAUAAUAAAGAUACCGGGUGUUUUAUCUAUUUUGCCAUUUUCUUAAUUGGUUCAUAACUUUUUAACCACACCAUAUAUUUAUUUUAUAUUUGGCACGAAAAUAUCAGUUAAGGCGUACAAUAAAUUAAUUUAUUUACAAUUGUAAAAAAUCCAGGUCCGGAUUAAAAAAUAUUGGAAAAAUGUUCCGACCCAAAACAACACCCUGUACAUUAAAUUUUUUUAAAAUGGAUUUUUCAGUUGAAAAGAGGAUAAAAAACUAAAUUCAGUGGUAUACUUUGAAUAUUCGACAAAAUGGUUUUUCUGGUGAAAUUUUGAAUUUGAAUUCUGAAAUUAAGUGAAAUGCCAGUGACAACUUGUCAACCACACUGUAUAUUGAUUUUAUUUUUAACACGCGAAUAUUCUUUCAGGUGACCAGUCAAUUAAUUUAUUUACAAUUAUAAAAAAUCCAGGUCCGGAUUAAAAAAUAUUGUGUAAAUGUUCCGACCCAAAAAAACACCUUGUAUAUUAAAUUUUUUUAAAAUGGAUUUUGCAUUUGAAAUGGGGAUGAAAAACAAAAUUGGUAGUAUACUUUGAAUUUUCGGCAAAAUGGUUUUUAUGAUAAAAUUUUGAAUUUGGAUUCUGAAAUUAUGUGAGUUGCGAAGCUCAAAGUAAAAUAAAUUAAAAUAUGACUUAAUUUUAAUUUAUACCAUUAUUUAAUCUAAAUUGGUAAAAUAUUAACAUUUGCACACAUAACAAUAAUUUUUGAUGACCCCCUCUGUGGCUCAGUGGUAAGAGCGCCUACCUUUGUAUCGAAAGGUCCGAAUGGUCGUGAGUUCGAAUCUCACCAGGGUCAGAAAUUUUUCGUUUAUUAUAAAUUAAUAAAUGAAAAUAGUUUCUGUCCUCGUGAGAUCGGUACUCACCGGAGGGACCGCAGACGUUCGUACAAUUAGCGUCUCUUUGCAAAGACAAUGACGUUGCCUUUUCAAAGUAACAAGACACUUGCUCAACACACACAGUACACAUGACACUAGGUAUCUAACUACAAAAAUUUACCGUACUUACGUAUAAAAAAAGUAAUUUUUGAUGGUGGUAAUUUUGAAUAAGUAGUUUAGUUUUGAAUAGUUAUUAUGCUGCAAAUUUUCGCUGUUUUGUUAUAAUUUUUAGCUAUUUUGUUGAUUAAAGUGAUGUAUUCUUUAUUGACCCUUUAUUAUUUAUUCAUUAUUUAAAGAUGCAUAUUCGCCAAAAACUAUUUUUCACACAUAAUAAAAAACACUAAAAUAUUAACAUUUUACCAAUUUAGAUUAAAUAAUGGUAUUAAUUAAAAUUAAGUCACAUUUUAAUUUUUUCUACUUAGAGCUCUCGCAAUUGACAUAAUUUCAGAAAUCAAAUUCAAAAUUUUACCAGAAAAAUCAUUUUGCCGUAAAUUGAAAGUAUUCCACUAAUUUUGUUUUUCAUCCUCUUUUCAAAUGCAAAAUCCAUUUAAAAAAAAUUUAAUAUACAAGGUGUUUUUUUUGUCGGAACAUUUACACAUUAUUUUUUAAUCCGGACCUGGAUUUUUUAUAAUUGUAAGUAAAUUAAUUGAUUGGACACCUAAAAGAAUAUUCGGGUGUUAAAUAUAAAAUCAAUAUACAGUGUGUUUGACAAGUUGUAAGUUGUAUUUCAAUUUUUUUCUACUCGCAAUUCACUUAAUUUCAGAAUUCAAAUUCAAAAUUUCACCAGAAAAAUCAUUUUGCCGAAAAUUCAAAGUACACCACUGAAUUUAGUUUUUAUCCUCUUUUCAACUGAAAAAUUCAUUUUAAAAAAAUUUAAUGUACAUGGUGUUGUUUUGGGGUCGGAACGUUUUUCCAAUAUUUUUUAAUCCGGACCUGGAUUUUUUACAAUUGUAAAUAAAUUAAUUUAUUGUACACCUUAAAUGAUAUUUGCGUGCCAAAUAUAAAAUACAUAUACAGUGUGGUUAAAAAGUUAUGAACCAAUUAAGAAAAUAGCAAAAUAGAUAAAACACCCAGUAUCUUUAUUAUUAAUGGAGUAAGACCCAUUAAGUAUGGUAUUUUUGAGACCGCCUAAGUGUCCUCUUUCUACAGUUAACGUAUGUUACUUUCCCAAUGAAACACCCUGUAUUAUUAAUUAUGUUUCUAAUAAUGUUAAUGUUUUUUAAUAUAUUUUUUGUCAAUUCCUAUUUAUAGACCUCUUUGCGGCAUAGUUAUUAAAAAUUGAUAACCCUUUCUUUUCCUCCCUACUAUAUAGACUACUUUUAAAUAUUUAAUAUAACCGUAUACUUCCUUAUUUGCUUCGUCGCUUCGUACUCAUUUUAAGUACGUUUGGUAAUAGUAUUUUCGCUGAUGAUUUUUGUUUCCUAGUCUCUUUAGAUUCUUUUGUAUUUAUGGUAUUCUGUAUUAAUUUUUGAUUUAUAGUAUAUCGUAUUAAUUGCCUCUGGCAUGUUUUUUUGUAUUCAAUGAGUUUUCCAUGAUAUCUAGCAAAAAGAGCAAUCUUUUUACCAAUGCAAUACAGUUUAAUAAGGUAAAUCGUGUGAUUUUGGUGCUUACCAUUUUAGCGUAAUUUUUUGUAUGUAGUUAGGCUUAGAAUAGUUCAUACAUACUUUAUUUGACCCAAUUAUGAAGUUAUAUACGUUAUAAAAGAUGUAAUAUAUUUUUAGUAAUUUUUAAUCAAUUUUAGUAAUUUUUAUUCCUAAAAUUUUGUUUAUAAGAGGCUUGCGAUAUUAAUUUUAGCUGUUGUUUUUUGUGUACAAUUUGUUGUUAAUAAAUAGUAAAAAGACA
Molecule: messenger RNA, 22509 nt
Organism: Diabrotica virgifera virgifera (western corn rootworm)
Lineage: Eukaryota; Metazoa; Arthropoda; Insecta; Coleoptera; Chrysomelidae
Product: WD repeat-containing protein 44
Exons: 10
Coding region: 150-3185 (1011 amino acids)
Molecular function (GO): protein binding
Source: RefSeq, a predicted model, not a curated record